CACCAAGUCGCCGUCUAGUAACGCUAGUGCAGGUAUUGAUCCUUCAGGCACUCGUCGUGUAUCAUCACAGCCGAGCCAUCGGACGAGCCAGCAGCAGCAAAGUAUGUCUCCAACCGGACCCGAUUGCCUGAUAUCUUCAGCGAAUACCCUCUCUGCCCAGCCAGCUUUCCCAACCACGCCGACAGAACCUUCUCCGCGGGGCAGCAGUGCAGGUGUCCCAACGCUCUCUAGCGCCAUUACAAACACAUCACUAGCCGCACCUUCCUCAGGUCAAUGCGGGAAAUGGAUCGGCAUCGAAAUAAUUUACAUGGUUGAAAUUACUGAAACAUGUGCUGAAGGGUCGGCCGUUACGGAAACGGUCACCGAAUGCGUCGCCACUCUCACUCGCUCGAUUUGUCAGAGUUCAGCAUCAAGCUUUCCGUGUUACCCCUGUAUCCUAGGAACCGAAGAGUCCCCCAACGACACGGCGACCGUCACAAUGUGACUAUUACCGCCCAGCACUGCCGCACCUGCACGACGACAACAUACGUUGGGACGGUGCCGGGAUACACGCCGGGAGGGCCGUGCCAUGGCUGCAGCCCUUAUUCGGCAAGCACGUCGCUAGAUUCUUUGCCACUGGCAAGGCCAACUGCCGCUACUUCCCCUUCCCUGCAGGUCUCUGGAUACCCUGGUUAUUCAGGCAUUCCGACCAGGCCGAACUCUCCCGGACUUCAGCGAACAUCGCAAGAGAGUGAGUCAACGAUAGAUCCCGGGGGUGUCGGGCUACCUGCGACGUCGAGCUCUUCGGGCGGCAUAACGAAACUUCCAGAUGAUGCGACGCCAACUCAGCCACCACCAGUGGCAAGUGCAGUUCCAGGGUAUCCUGAUAGGCCGGGGUCGCCGUACUUGCCAAACCAGCCAAGUCCGCCGGGAAAUCCCGGGGUGCCUCACCUGUUGGGCUCUACAACACUGCCCCCUAUGGCCUCACCGGAUAGUACGGAGCCAGGACCGACCAAUACUCCCUAUCGGCCGACCGCUGUGCCGGCGCCCCCGAUUGUUACGGCCGGUGGUGUCCGAGCCAUGCCCCGGAAUGUGGGGCUCGGGCUGACUGGCUGUCUGCUCGGAGCUGCGAUCUUGAGAAUGUAACCAAGGUAAGUUGUGAACUACUAUCUGAGGCAGUAACGAGUUGGGGGUUGUCAGUUGUUCUCCUUUUCGCUUUGGUCCCUUCUUAGCCGGGGCGGAUUGCAUGCGAUUGUAUUAAAAGGCCUGACUAUGCACAUGUAUACGAUGGGUUUCUUCGGUGUCAAUUAGACCGGCUCGGUAUAACAGCCAUAUUGAUGUAUUCGUGGGAUUGGAUUUAAUAAACUUGGAUUGCUGCUUUCAAAGCUAGCUCGCCCUAUUACAAUUGCUCUAUUUUGAGCU
Messenger RNA from Lasiosphaeria miniovina, 1401 nucleotides. RefSeq lists its product as uncharacterized. The record is from RefSeq and is a predicted model, not a curated record. The transcript has 3 exons. Bases 367 to 1125 code for a protein of 252 amino acids. NCBI's taxonomy places the organism in Eukaryota, Fungi, Ascomycota, Sordariomycetes, Sordariales, Lasiosphaeriaceae.